AUGGACGCCUCUCAGCUUGAUUCUCAGCCUCUCUUCUAUUCGCCUGCACUUCCCUCGGAGCUGCUCUGGUACAUAAUCCACCGAUGCAGUUAUCCCACUACUUUGAUUGUUUGCUCAAGUCGGUUGGAGUUUCUUACGGCUUUGGCGAGGGAUAUUAAGGGAGGCCAGCAAGGAGAGGAGGAGCAGGAGUCGCGGGGUCAACGGCGGGAAUGGCAGGAACGGCAACAAAGUUUACACCAGGUUUCAGAACAAGGCACUACUAGUUCCAAAGAUGAAGAAGCUCAAGAGGCGCCGAUACAAGGACAACAUCCACCAACUCAACCACGAUCGCCAUCAAGGAAUAACUGCCCCAACACAACUAGCAGCAAGAUAAACACCAGCACCGGCCCCGGCUCCUGGACCUCCUCCCAAUUCCUCGCCUCCCCCCUCUACCAACUCGCCGUAGCACGACACAUCCGCACAGUCUUCAUUCCCACCGUUUCCCACCUGCGCGCCUUUUUGUCUGUCUUCGACACCAAUACCACUUCCAGUGCCAACAACAACAACAACAACAACAAACAACAACAACAACAACAACAACACUGGACUGCAACCUCUCUUGACAACAACAACAACAACAACAAAAAAGCUCCUUCCGUAACUAAGCGUCAAAUAAUAGUAUACGGCCUCCUAUCCCUACACCGCGAUUCAAGCGAGUGGAGCGUUCAAGGACUGAAUAACACGUUAUCUGUGUUGUUAGAGGCUGGGAGGAGGGUGAGGUUGGGGGUUGGGGUUGUUGAGCCUGUUGAGUAUGAUGAUCAGAAGAGCGAUCUGAGGAGGAGGAGUAUGGAUGAUUUGCUGGGGGACAAGAUGCCGGUUGUGAGUAGGAGUGCUUUGAGGGGUGCUGCUGGGGCUGGGGAUUUGCUGCUGGAAAGAAGUGUUGCUGGGAAGACGGUGGAUGUGAGGAGGGUGUUGGGGCGGUGGUUCCGGUUUGGGAUUGGGGAGUGGGGGAUGGAAAGGGAGAGGGAAAGGGGUUAUUUGAGGAGCUAG
This is a messenger RNA of Sordaria macrospora k-hell, 1029 nucleotides long. Lineage: Eukaryota; Fungi; Ascomycota; Sordariomycetes; Sordariales; Sordariaceae. The record is from RefSeq and is a predicted model, not a curated record.